AGGUUAAGAACGGACCUCCGGAACGAAUUAAGUACUUAACCCGAGGUACCACUGUACAGAGAUGUGUCUAAGAAGCCAGUUCCACCAUAAAUUAUAAAAUAAUGCAGCUUAUUAAGUGUGAAUGGAGUGAUCAUGUGUUUUUCUUGCCAUUAUCUCACCUGCAUUCCUAAAGUUUGGAACAUAAGAAAGGACAGUGGAGAAAGGAGACAGUGUUAAAAUAAGAGAAGGGGCAUACUGGGACUGACAUGUGUUCAGUUCCUUUCUUGUCUUUAUUGUAAGUCUUAACAGGAUUCUCUUCCCCCUCCCCCCUCCUAAACAGGUGAGGAAGAUGAUGGCCAGAAUUCUAUGGAGCCAUCUGUGAAUUCAUUGGGAAGAACAAAGAAACAGUUUAAAUGCAUGGAAUGUGGGAUGUGUUUUAGUCACAGUGGAAGACUGAGGACACAUCAACGAAUUCACAUAGAGGAGAAACCAUUUAAAUGUACUGAUUAUCGAAAGAAACAUCAAGGAACUCACACAGUGGAUAAACCAUUUGAAUGUACUGAAUGUGCAAAGUGCUUCAGUCGAAAUGGAAAGCUUAGAAUACACCAACGAACUCACACGGGGGAGAAACCAUUUAAAUGUAUUGAAUGUGGAAAGAGCUUCAGUGAAAGUAGAGCACUAAGAAAACAUCAACGAACUCACACGGGGGAGAAACCAUUUAAAUGUAUAGAAUGUGGAAAGAGCUUCAGUAGAAGUGAACACCUUAGAAUACACCAACGAACUCACACGGGGGAGAAACCAUUUGAAUGUAUUCAAUGUGGAAAGCGCUUCAGUGUAAUUGGAAACCUUAGAAAUCAUCAACGAACUCACACGGGGGAGAAACCAUUUGAAUGUAUUCAAUGUGGAAAGUGCUUCAGUCGAUAUGGAACACUUAGAAUACACCAACGAACUCACACGGGGGAGAAACCAUUUAAAUGUAUUGAAUGUGGAAAGUGCUUCAGUCGAUAUGGAACACUUAGAAUGCACCAACGAACUCACACAGGGGAGAAACCAUUUAAAUGUAUUGAAUGUGGAAAGAGCUUCAGUGAAAGUGGAGCACUAAGAAAACAUCAACAAACUCACACAGGGGAGAAACCAUUUAAAUGUAUUGAAUGUGGAAAGAGCUUCAGUAGAAGUGAACACCUUAGAAUACACCAACGAAUUCACACGGGGGAGAAACCAUUUAAAUGUAUUGAAUGUGGAAAGAGCUUCAGUCACAAUGGACACCUUAGAAGCCAUCAACUAACUCACACGGGGGAGAAACCAUUUAAAUGUACUGAAUGUGGAAAGAGCUUCAGUGAAAGUGGAGACCUUAGAGUACACCACCGAACUCACACGGGGGAGAAACCAUUUGAAUGUACUGAAUGCGGGAAGAGCUUCAGUGAAAGUGGAAACCUUAGAAGACACCAACGAACUCACACGGGGCAGAAACCAUUUGAAUGUAUUGAAUGUGGAAAGAGCUUCAGUCGAAAUGGAACACUUAGAAUACACCAACAAACUCACACAGGGGAGACACCAUUUAAAUGUAUUGAAUGUGGAAAGAGCUUCAGUCAAUAUGGACACCUUCGAAUACACCAACGAACUCACACAGGAGAGAAACCAUUUAAAUGUAUUGAAUGUGGAAAGAGCUUCAGUCAAAAUGGACACCUUAGAAGCCAUCAACUAACUCACACGGGGGAGAAACCAUUUAAAUGUACUGAAUGUGGAAAUAGCUUCAGUCGAUAUGGAAACCUUAGAAUGCACCAACGAACUCACACGCGGGGAAAACCAUUUAAAUGUAUUGAAUGUGGAAAUAGCUUCAGUCGAUAUGGAAACCUUAGAAUACACCAACAAAGUCACAUAGGGGAGAAACCAUUUAAAUGUAUUGAAUGUGGAAAGAGCUUCAGUCGAAAUGGAAACCUUAGAAGCCAUCAACUAACUCACACGGGGGAGAAACCAUUUAAAUGUACUGAAUGUGGAAAGUGCUUCAGUCUAUAUGGAACACUUGGAAUGCACCAACGAACUCACACAGGGGAGAAACAAUUUAAAUGUAUUGAAUGUGGAAAGAGCUUCAGUGAAAGUGGAAACCUUAGAAAACACCAAAGAACUCACACGGGCGAGAAACCAUUUAAAUGUAUUGAAUGUGGAAAGAGCUUCAGUGAAAGUGGACACCUUAGAAGACACCAACGAACUCACACAGGGGAGAAACCAUUGAAAUGUAUUGAAUGUGGACAGAGCUUCAGUGAAAGUGGAGCACUAAGAAAACAUCAACAAACUCACACGGGGGAGAAACCAUUCAAUUCAAUUCUAAUCCUUUAUUAGGCAUAAUACACCACACAUUGUCAAACAAGCAUCAUAUACAGACUGUAUAAAACUGGGAGCAGAACUGGGGAAUAUUGUUUUCUUUGUUAUAGGUGGUUCCGUAGGUCCCAGUUCGUCAGGCAAUAGGAAUAGCCUUAGUAUCCACUCACUGUUGGAUAAAGGUUUUGUGGUAUAAGUUGCAUAGUUAAAUUCCCUGGUGACCGGUGUGGCUAGGAGGGUAAUAGAUUUCCUUAUGGAUGCUAGUCUUUCAAUUAGUACGUCCUGAGCUUUAUGUAUUUGUUCAAUAGUUGCUAUGAAGCGGUUUUCCUUCUCUAUGCUGGAGCUUUCGUCUGGUACGUGAUUUGGGGAUAGGGUUUUAGGUCUUUUAGCCAGCUGGUUCGAGGCUUUAUCUGCCUCUAAUUGAAGCAUCUUGAAGUUCUCGUCCAUCAUAGACAUUGUCGGCUUUAUUUUUAUCUUAUCAGUCGUGAUUGUUUCGAUGAGAGCGGUGGGAGUACCGGACACUUCGAAUAGCCGAGUCACCUGCAAUCCAACCCUUUGUAGCUUGUCCUUAUUGUCUGAGACUAGUUUGGUUGUGUGCCAGUCUCUGAAUGUUAUCACAACUCUGUUUAGGUCCUUAUCUGAUGGCAGAAAUUUAACAUUAAUGAUGUUUUCUGCUGGGACGAGCCCUCUAACGGCUAAUUCAGUUUUCUUGAGAAUAUAGAUUCUCUGUUGUGCUGGGGAAAGGAGAUCUUUGUGCAUGUGUACAGGUAGGAUGAUAAGUUUUUGUUUAUUUAGAAUUAGAUUUCUGCUAGAGUAUGUUGUUUUAGGAAUAGUUGCUUGCUUAGGGAUCGGGUUUUCCCUUGAUUUUCCCGCGGUUCCAUUCGGGAGCGCUAGUUGCUCUGUUGAAUUAUGAAGCCUAGCCUUAUGGAGUUCCUCUGUUGGAUUGAAUAGCACAGCCUUAUGGAGGUUUUUAUUUGGGCUUGGGCUUGGGCUUGGGCUUUUAUCAAGGGGUGGCAGAACUGGGUUAGCUGGGCUCGUUGGAUUUGAAUUCUCUAAUAGCUUAAAUAGUCUUGUGAAGUUCACUUUCUUUGUUCGAGAUGGGGGCUUUGUCUUCCUUCCCAUUUUUACGUUCUUGGGCUUCUUCUCUUUAUUCCUGGGACACUUCCUCUUUAAGAGGGGUUUCUUAGGGUCAAUUAAAUUUCCCUUCUGGUUUGCUUUAAUCCUAAAUGUUUUCCUUUUUUCCACAUCAUGUCAGGUUUUAUUGUCCUUGAUGUUGUUAUUGUUUGGUGUACUAGAGAGAACUUUGUAUGAAUGCAAGUUGUCUAUUCUCCUAGUUAUUUCAGUCAGGGUGGUAAGUAGGCCCAAGCAUUCUGAGAGGAAGUCUUUGAUGUGUCCCAGUUCUCUGCCUAUCUGCAACUUCUGUUCAUUUAACAGAUCAUUAUAUAGUCCUGUUAGUAUGUAGGGGAGGCAUUCCAAGUCCAGAUAGUGGGCUCUUGUGUCCUCCAGGUCCUCAUUCGUCACAGUGAGAAACCCCAUCUUGUCCCCGGGCCUGGGUCUUUGGGAGGGCUCAUCUGUCUUAAUUACUGGGUUUUCCUCUUGUGACUCUUGUUCCUGCUCCAGCCCCGGUUGAUUCACUAAGGUUUCAUCUUCUAUGGCAACUUGUUUUAUUUCCGUUGCCAGAUUGACUCCCACCCCUUCUUCGUCUGUUUCCAUAAGCUCCCCGUACCUGGUGCGGUCUAUGGACCAUUCGUGGGGGUGUCGUUUGUCAGCAUUAUUUAUUUUGUCUGUUUUCGGUUUAAAAUAUUGUGAGAUUUUCACCUGCCUUCCUCUUGUAGAGGGUUCAGCCGCUUUGGUGAGGGGGAUUCCCAACUCUUUAUAACUCUGUCUUGUGAGCACCAUUCUCUAGGUUGAAAGCUUCCCUUAUUGGGCACUUUGUUGUAGAAAUAAAGGUAGAGUAAAGUUUGGAAAA
Podarcis muralis (Common wall lizard) is the source of this 4267-nucleotide messenger RNA. The record is from RefSeq and is a predicted model, not a curated record. Lineage: Eukaryota; Metazoa; Chordata; Lepidosauria; Squamata; Lacertidae.